Messenger RNA from Chaetomium fimeti, 1254 nucleotides. RefSeq names its product P-loop containing nucleoside triphosphate hydrolase protein. Gene Ontology annotation, molecular function: GTP binding. NCBI's taxonomy places the organism in Eukaryota, Fungi, Ascomycota, Sordariomycetes, Sordariales, Chaetomiaceae. The transcript is spliced from 3 exons. Bases 1 to 1254 code for a protein of 417 amino acids. The record is from RefSeq and is a predicted model, not a curated record.
AUGACCGCUUGGGAGGCCAUGGACACGAACGAGGUGAAACCUCCGCAAAAGUCGACAGGCCCCGACGGAGUCAUGCCGGAUGAAAUGGAAAAGCUCCCUGACGAGGCGCAGGGAUUCCAUGUUGGACCUGAUGACACCGUGAUUGCGGUAAUGGGAAUGACGGGUGCCGGCAAGAGCACCUUCAUUUCGCACUUCUCGAAGGAUGCAGUGGUUGGUGAUUCGUUGAUGUCUUGCACCUCCAAGCUUAGCAUUCACCCUGUUCGCACCGCUGGAAAGGACAUCUUCCUAGUCGAUACACCUGGCUUCGACGAUACAAGCCGAUCUGAUGCCCUUGUCCUCGGAGAUGUGGCCGACUGGCUCAGCAGAUCCUUCAAAGCAGGCAUCAAUAUCUCCGGUAUCAUCUACCUGCACCGCAUCACUGACAACAGAGUCGGGGGUUCCGCCGCCAAGAAUCUCAUCAUUUUCAAGAAGCUUCUUGGUCAAGCGGGGUACUCCUGCGUCGCCAUCGCCACAACACACUGGGAUGCCGUCAAUCCAGCGAUCGGCGAGCGCCGUGAGCGGGAGCUUCGAGAGAACACGCGGUUCUGGAAGGAACUUGUCCGCGGCGGAAGCCAGGUAUGCCGCCAGGAUAACGGUAUCACCUCGGCAACGGCCAUCAUCAACCACAUUCUCAGCAAGCAAAAGAAAGUGACGUUGAAGAUCCAAGUUGAGAUGGCGGAGGGUGCGGCUCUGGGAGAUACAGAGGCUGGUCGCGAGGUUAAUUCAGAGCUGAAGAGAUUGGAGGAAAAGCACAAGAAGGACUUGGCGAUGCUUCAAGCGGACAUGGCAAAAGCCCUCCAAGAAAAGGACGAAGAGAGUCGGGUUUUGCUGGAAGAGAUAAGGGCCGAGCUUACCGCCGAGAUGAGGGGGGUUAAGGAAGACAGGACGAAGUUACAGAUGGAUAUACAUAAACUUCGGCGACAAUGGGCGGAGGAGGUUGCUAGGGAGCGAGAGGAGGCGCACAAGCGCGAGCUUGAGUACCAGAAGGCCCAUGAGGCUUGGCGUCAGAGGGUUGAAGAGGAGAUGACGAGGGCGCAUGAGCAGGAACUGGCUCACCAACGGGCUAUGGCCGAUGGAAAUGUCAAGUUGCAGCUACAACUUGCUGAGAACAAACGCCAGGAGGAGUUGAUCAAGGCACGCCUCAGGGAAGAGAAGCUUGAAAGAGAGGCCGCUGAAUUGCGACGGAAGAAGGGUAUUUUCUGUCUCGUCAUGUAG